Pleurotus ostreatus (oyster mushroom) is the source of this 1161-nucleotide messenger RNA. RefSeq lists its product as uncharacterized. The coding region runs from base 1 to 1161 and encodes 386 amino acids. The transcript has 5 exons. The record is from RefSeq and is a predicted model, not a curated record. Gene Ontology annotation, molecular function: protein binding. Lineage: Eukaryota; Fungi; Basidiomycota; Agaricomycetes; Agaricales; Pleurotaceae.
AUGGCCUCUUUGUACGGUAUAAACUGCUUCCAGACUCGCACGGAACGAGCUGAAGAUAGUGGCAAGACGCUGCCCACGGAACUCGUCUCCCUCGUUGUUCAAGAACUGCUCUACGACCGCAAGUCGCUGAACACCUGCGCCUCGACGUGCAGGCGGUGGCGCUCCAUCGCGCUCCCCUUCCUCCUCCCUCGUCUCUGUCUGCCUGAUUCCAUCAACUUCCUGCGCGCAUACCAAUUCUUUGUGCUUGACGCGCCACGCGACGGCACCGGCAUCGGGCAGUCCGUUCGCGAGAUAGUGGUCGACCCACACUUCUCCUUGUCGCACCUCGUUUCAGAGUCUUCGACGCCUGUGUGGCACGAUCGGCAUUGCAUGCUCGCAUUCCUCCGCGCGUUCCCCAAGCUGAAAGCCCUCCACUGCACCUUAGCCGUAGCGAGUCUUGUCUCUUCAUAUCUUCCACGAUCUUCGAUCACCACGCUCGAUCUGCACGGCUGGCGGUACGACAUCCUCAGCUUCACCAAGCUCCUCCGUGCAGCAGCGGGAACACUGCGCAGCUUGACGCUCAAAGACAUCCGAUUUCCCAAGCGCAACGGUGGCAAAGUCCACACAUUCUCCCCGCUCCAGAUGCCAAAUGUGAAGACAUUGCGGCUGGACAGCUGUGAUAUGCCGUUUACGGCCUCCCUGCCGGCUUCAGUGAAGACGUUGGUGAUUCAACGGGAACAGGUCCCUGCACAUACAGCUACGGACACGGACACGGGCAACCUGCUUAGUACUGCCAACGUUGUUAUAGUAUGCCGGCCUACUGACUGGCUCAGACGCAGCCUCCAACACACAAUCACCCGAAUCUGCGUCCCAUCCAGUAUCAAGCACCUCGAGCUGGUCCUCCUCGGCGUCGGUAAUAUCAUCAUCCACCCAUCUUCAACCCUCGCCGACCAUUUCGCAUUCCUACAGGAAGACGGGCUCGAAGAGUGGGUUACUCGUCUCCACAAAGGCGGGUUGUUGGAACGGUUGACCAUAACGGCUGAUCGAAGUCACCCCCCGUUCCUGCAAGAGCUCCGGGAUCGAUUUCCUUUGCUGCAGCGCCUUGGAAUACUGGACAUUCAGACGGAAUCACCGUCGGUCCUGGCUCCCCCGCGUCUUCGGGACGUGGUCGUGGACUCGUAG